AUGACUGAUAUCAGUUUGGAGGCUAUCCCCAAGUACUUGGAGCAAACACUAGUGCGUGAGCAUGCCAAACAAGCUGAAGGUUUAUUGAGAUCAAUUGAAACUCAACCUGGAUUCCCAACCAAUUUGCUUCAUGUUAUUGCUCUGACGAGUAUUAACGAUAGCAUCCGGUUGGCGGGGGCGCUUUUCUUCAAAAAUUUGAUAAAACGUAAAUGGAUGGACGAAGAUGGUAAUUACUUGUUGUCUCAAGACGACAUUUGCCAGAUCAAAUUAGAGAUCUUGGAUGUGAUGAUCAAAUUGCCUCAUUUGUUACAGGUCCAAAUAGGUGAAGCUAUUUCGUUGAUUGCAGAGAGUGAUUUCCCUCAUAAUUGGCCCAAUUUGAUCGAUGCUCUAGUGGCAAAAUUGAGCGUGGAUGACUUUGUCACUAAUAAAGGUUUACUCAUGGUGGCCCAUUCGAUCUUUAAGAAAUGGAGACCGUUAUUCAGAUCGGAUGAAUUGUUUUUGGAAAUCAAAUUGGUAUUGGAAAUCUUUGCUCAACCCUUCUUGACCAUCUUGGUCAAAACAGAUGAAUUGAUCCAAUUGAAUGCUGCCAAUCCUGCUAGUUUACUGAUAUAUUUGGAGAAUUUCUUGCUCUUGGUGCAAAUCUACUACGAUUUGAAUUGUCAAGAUAUCCCAGAAUUCUUUGAGGACAAUAUGCAAACAGGUAUGAAUAUCAUGAUGAAAUACUUGAGCUUUAAAAGCCCCAAUAUUACCAUUCCAAAUGAAGAUAGUGAAGUGGAUGUGAUAAUUAAAAUCAAAACUGCUAUUAUUGAAUUGGUUUCUUUAUAUCUGACAAGAUAUGCUGAUGUGUUUGAACCAAUGAUUGGAGAAUUUAUAACCACAAUUUGGGAUUUGAUCAAUACAUUUGUAACUAAACAACAGAAAUUCGAUCUUUUGGUGGUGAAAGCUCUUGGAUUCCUUGCAUUGGUUGCCAAGAUGCCCAAAUUCCAACCACUUUUUAGUGAAAAGUCUCGGAUUGAAGAGAUCAUCAAUCGGAUCAUUUUACCAAAUAUUUAUUUCCGAGAAUCAGAUGAAGAACAUUUUGAAGAUGAGCCCAUUGUGUUUGUAAGAAUGGAUUUAGAAGGUUCCGAAUUAGAUUCAAGAAGAAAAUCAGCUACCGAUUUCCUUAGGGAGUUAAGAGAAGUGGAUUCCAAACUAUUAUCAGAAAUUGUCUUGGAUGGAGUUAACAAAUUCCUUACCAGUUCCGAUUGGAGAGAUAAGGAUAUGGCCAUUUAUUUAUAUACUGCUUUAGCUGCUAAAGGUUCUGUGACUAAUGUUGGUGUCACUUCAACCAACGUUUUAGCAGAUGUGGUUGAUUUCUUUGGGAAGCAUAUCUAUAAUGAUUUGGUUGCUGAUUCACAUCCAGUUUUGAAGACUGAUGCAAUCAGAUAUAUUUUAACCUUCAGAAAUCAACUUACAAAGGAUCAAUUGGUUGAAACUUUACCUUUACUUAUUAAAAACUUACUGGAUUCUAAUGUCGUGGUUUAUACUUAUGCUGCAAUCACUAUUGAGAGAUUGCUAGCAAUGACCAACUUUGGAGGAGACCAUUCACCUGUUUUCACGAAGUCUGAUCUUCCAUUUGCUACUGAAUUAGUAGCCAAAUUAUUUAAUAUCAUUUUACAGGAUCAAACUCCUGAAAAAAUGGCUGAGAAUGAAUUCAUCAUGAAAUGUGUGAUGAGAGUAUUAUCUACAGCAGAAGAUACUGUUAUUAAUAGACCUACAAUUAUUAGUCAAUUGUUAGAGAUCUUGAAGUUGAUUUCCAAGAAUCCUUCCAACCCUCGGUUUUCACAUUACGCCUUUGAAUCUUUGGCACUUUUAAUCAAAUAUGCCCCUCCACAAGAAAGGGAAAAUUACAUUUCAUUAAUUUUGCCUCAAUUAUUAGAAAUUUUAUCUCAAGAUGUUCAGGAGUUUGUUCCUUAUUCAUUUCAAAUUCUUGCAUAUCUCUUGGAAACAUAUCCUAAGAAUCAACCUAUGCCGGAUUCAUAUAAGCAAUUGGUGAAACCUUUAAUGUCUCCAACAGUAUGGGAAUUCAGAGGGAACAUUCCUGGUGUAACCAGAUUACUAAUUGCCAUAUUGAAUCAAGAUUCUCUGGUUUUCACCUCUGAUAUUGAAGGGUCUUUGGUACCAUUAUUUGGAGUCUUCCAGAAAUUAGCAUCUUCUAAAGUCAACGACAUCUAUGGAUUUGAAUUAUUGGAGACAAUUUUAUUAACUAUCCCCCCGGAGACAUUGAGUAAUUAUCUUCAAACAGUUGCAAUUAUUCUUUUAACCAGAUUAAGCAGAUCUCGUACUGAUAAGUUUGUUAAGAAGUUGACGCUGUUUCUUCUUUCACUUUGUUGUAUUCCAAUGAAUCCUUCCAUUCAAUCGACCAUCAAUGCUGAUUUUGUUAUUGAUUUUAUUAAUUUGGCUGAGGCUAAUGUGUUUAAGAAUAUUUUCACAUCUUUUAUCUUACCAUCAGCAGAUGGGUUUCUUAAUUUACAAGAUAAGAAAUUGGCUCUUAUUGGGUUAUCACAAAUGGUGAAUCUGACUCAUUUUUCACUUGAUUUAAGUUCUUUAAUGGUACCAACUAUUGAACAAAUUGCAAAGAAUUUACUUACAUUACGAGGGAUUAGUAAAUCUCAUGCCAAAGUCGCUGAUACAGAAUUCAUGGCCCCAUUAAACGAAUUGGAUCUAGAAAGUGCUUCAUUUGGUUCCCAUUUUAGUAGAUUGGCAAGUAUUCCAGCACCGGUAUUUGACCCUUUGCCCAGCAUAAAGAAUGGGGAUGAAGAAGCGAUUCAAUUUCAAGUGAUCAAUGAGUUGAAAAAGCUAGCAAAUACCGGGGUCUUCAACCAGAUUAAUGCAGAAAGUCAAGAGAUUUUACACACCUACUUGAACAAAUAA
This is a messenger RNA of Lizanozyma spartinae, 2913 nucleotides long. It is a transcript of the gene CSE1, whose product is annotated as importin-alpha export receptor. Bases 1 to 2913 code for a protein of 970 amino acids. The record is from RefSeq and is a predicted model, not a curated record. Gene Ontology annotation, cellular component: nuclear envelope; cytosol. The transcript has a single exon. NCBI's taxonomy places the organism in Eukaryota, Fungi, Ascomycota, Pichiomycetes, Serinales, Debaryomycetaceae. Gene Ontology annotation, biological process: protein import into nucleus; protein export from nucleus. Gene Ontology annotation, molecular function: nuclear export signal receptor activity; small GTPase binding.